This is a messenger RNA of Neltuma alba, 997 nucleotides long. RefSeq names its product acylphosphatase 1. The transcript is spliced from 2 exons. The record is from RefSeq and is a predicted model, not a curated record. Bases 60 to 635 code for a protein of 191 amino acids. Lineage: Eukaryota; Viridiplantae; Streptophyta; Magnoliopsida; Fabales; Fabaceae. Gene Ontology annotation, molecular function: acylphosphatase activity.
GUUACGUUCCGCAACCACCCCGGCCAAAUUAUAUGAGAAUCUAAAGUCAAUCUGAUCGAAUGGCAUCUACGAUCUCACUUCCCCGUUCCCUGACGCCCCUUGCUCGGUCCCGGCCCAGAUUCCCUCCAUCUCGGAUGCACCGGAAUACAUGGAUCAAUGUUAGUGGUGCUUCUAGACUCUCCUAUUUCCCUCAUUCUCACUCUCAUUCUCCUCAUCUUUUUCUUCCGCUUCGCCAUCCUCUUCUUUUUCCUCCUCCUCCUCUUCAUUCUCUGCGCCGACCUAGUUCACCUCCUUUUCGACAUUCUCUCUCCCUAAUGACCCCUCCUCAAGCUUCUUCCGCCUCCGAUCACUCCUCUCCCGCCAAAACGGAUAGGGUUGUGAUCAAGGGUCGGGUUCAGGGGGUAUGGUACAGGAAUUGGACCAUCGAAAAUGCGACGCAAUUGGGACUAAAAGGUUGGGUGAGGAACAGGAAGGAUGGGUCUGUGGAGGCUCUAUUAUCCGGCAGCCCUGAAGUGGUGCAGGAAAUGGAGCAGAGGUGUCGCCGAGGCCCACCUCAUGCGGUGGUCACUGGGCUUGAAAUUUUCCCCAGCCAAGACGACCCUGGCACUGGAUUCGAGUGCAAGCCUACCGUCUAAUUACCGUGUCUAAAAAGAGAAUUGGUUCUUAUUGCCCUAGCUACUGUAGGUACUUACUGUCGUCAUAAACAGCAUAAAUAACGCACCUGAACAUUGAAUACUCACAGGAUUAUAUAUGGACGAUGUGGUUAUGAAUAUCUAAUAUCUAUUUACAGAGCAUAUGUCAGCUUGAAUAAUCUGGUUGCUUGAAAAAUGUUGCUUUUGUUUCUCCAAAAUGAAGUGGAAAUUAGGAUGAUGGCUCUGCGUAGUGAACAUCCUGGAAUGGGCACACGCUUGCGGGGCUUGCUAUGUAAUUUGUAGCCUUUUGUUGCUAGACGCUUCUGGUAUUAUGGAGACAUUCCUUCUGAGAAUUUAUUGUUGUU